Messenger RNA from Rotaria sp. Silwood2, 366 nucleotides. NCBI's taxonomy places the organism in Eukaryota, Metazoa, Rotifera, Eurotatoria, Philodinida, Philodinidae. The record is from the annotation of a GenBank genome assembly.
AUGGAUGGCGCUGGUGGUAAUCCAAGUGGUGGAAGCGGUGGUUUCGAUCCAUGUGAAUGCGUUAAUAUGCUUCAAAUGAACCACGAACAUGCUAUGAAUCGUUUGACUAAUAUCCUUCGCAAUGCACAGACAACAUGUACUGAUACUGAAUGUUUUACUGGUCCAUUACCGGGUCAACCGAAUACCGGUGGUAAUACAGGGAUGUCUAAUAUGUAUUUAAUCAUAGCUAUAUGGCUUGCUCUUGCAUUUUUACUUUUCAUAUUUCGUCCACGUACACUUCGAAACAAUCGUGAUCAUCCGGGCAAACCAAAUAAUCAAGGUCCACAUCGUGACAAUCAAGAUCCACCAGGACCAGAAGUAUAUUAG